Messenger RNA from Cylicocyclus nassatus, 771 nucleotides. The record is from the annotation of a GenBank genome assembly. NCBI's taxonomy places the organism in Eukaryota, Metazoa, Nematoda, Chromadorea, Rhabditida, Strongylidae.
AUGUUGGUGCUUGUCCAAGUGCUACUCCUGCUUUUAGCAUCCGUUUCUGAAGGAUCACAAAACGCAUCGUUCUCAGGAGCACAAGGGAUCAUUUAUUCCCCUGGCUAUCCCGACAACUAUGCUAAUCAACUCGAUCAGUUCUACACUAUUACGGUGAAUCCCGGUUACUACAUACACUUAACAUUGUAUGAUUUUAAAACUGAAGCAUGCUGUGACAAGUUGUACAUCUGGAAUGGACUUGAUACCAGUCGACCUACUAUCGCAAACAUCUCUGGAGAUGCCACAGGCCAAACCUUCAGUUCGUCGGGAUCGGUUCUGACAAUGCUCUUCAACACCGACAUUACCGGUCAAGAUCGCGGUUUCGCAAUCCAAUACGAAAUGGUCCCAAUGAACACUCAGUACACAGAGCCAAAUACAUGCGAGUCGGUCUUGCAUCUUUCAAGUACGGGAUUUGUAACGUCGCCCAACUGGCCCGGUAACUAUCCAAAUGAUGUGACUUGCAACUAUGUGAUGACAAUGAAACAAGGAAGCAGGGUGAUGCUCACCUUCACCGACUUUGCAACCGAGGAUUGUUGUGAUAAAGUGGAAAUCUAUGAUGGCCCAAAUGCUUCAUACCCGAAACUGGCUGAGCUCUCGGGUAACGCACUGCAGACGAACACAUUCUAUUCGACACAGGAAAGCAUGUUUUUGACUUUCUACUCGGACUACACACAGAACGACAAGGGCUUCAGCGCCUAUUACAAGGAAAUUGGUAGUGUGCUGAAACAUUAG